Molecule: messenger RNA, 2151 nt
Organism: Morus notabilis
Lineage: Eukaryota; Viridiplantae; Streptophyta; Magnoliopsida; Rosales; Moraceae
Product: protein NRT1/ PTR FAMILY 5.1
Exons: 5
Coding region: 212-1981 (589 amino acids)
Biological process (GO): dipeptide transport; transmembrane transport
Cellular component (GO): membrane
Molecular function (GO): dipeptide transmembrane transporter activity; tripeptide transmembrane transporter activity
Source: RefSeq, a predicted model, not a curated record
UCAAGGGUGAGAGAGGCAAAUCGCUUUGCUGUGAUGUGGCGUGCGUGGAGGGGAGCUUUUUCUGCGUACAAUCUCUUGGCCAUAUAUAGCCCAUAAGUGUGUAUAUAUAUGUGUUAUAUAUACAAGUUCACUACCACUACUUCCUUCGAUAGUAUACAAGUUCCAUAAUUAGUAGUCUUAGCUUAUCACUAGAAGAAUCUCUCUGAUAUUCAUGGAAGCCAAACGGUACACCCAAGAUGGCACUGUUGAUCUUCGUGGACGCCCUGUGCUUGCUUCUAAGACUGGGAAAUGGAAAGCUUGUGCUUUCCUUGUUGGCUAUGAAGCAUUUGAGAGGAUGGCGUUUUAUGGGAUAGCCUCGAACUUGGUGAACUACUUGACGAGGCAGCUACAUGAGGACACAGUGUCGUCGGUGAGGAAUGUGAAUAAUUGGUCGGGAUCUGUGUGGAUUACACCCAUUCUCGGAGCUUACAUAGCAGAUUCCUACAUUGGUCGUUUCUGGACUUUCACUGUCUCCUCACUCAUUUAUGUCAUGGGAAUGAUGCUUCUGACCUUAGCAGUUUCACUCAAAAACUUUAAGCCAACUUGUAGAAAUAAAGUAUGCAACAAGGCCAGUGAUUCACAGAUUGCUUUCAUCUAUUUGGCUCUCUACACCAUAGCAAUUGGUGCAGGUGGUACCAAGCCCAACAUAUCCACCUUUGGUGCGGACCAAUUUGACGAUUUUGACCCCCGCGAGAAGGAGCAUAAGGUGUCGUUUUUCAAUUGGUGGAUGUUUAGCUCCUUCUUGGGUGCUCUAUUUGCCACAAUGGGACUUGUUUACAUUCAAGAGAACUUGGGAUGGGGUUUGGGAUAUGGGAUUCCCACAGUUGGACUCAUACUCUCUUUAUUCAUCUUCUACUUAGGCACACCAAUUUAUAGGCACAAAGUCAGGAAAACCAAAAGCCCUGCAAAAGACUUGAUUCAAGUCCCAAUUAAUGCCUUCAAAAAUAGGAAACUUGAGCUCCCUAGCAGCCCUUUGGAGCUUCAUGAGUUUGAGCUUCAGCACUACACAAAUACCAGAAAGCGGAAGGUUCAUCACACUCCAAUGUUCAGGUUCUUGGACAAGGCUGCAAUAAAAGAUGGAAAUGGCAUGGACACCUCAAGACCACCGUACACCGUUACUCAGGUGGAAGGAGUCAAGCUCGUAUUUGGUAUGCUCCUAAUAUGGCUUGUGACGCUUAUCCCAAGCACCAUUUGGGCUCAAAUCAACACUCUCUUUGUCAAACAAGGCACCACCUUAGACAGAAGCCUAAACUCAAGAUUCAGCAUCCCGGCAGCAUCUCUAGGCAGCUUUGUCACCAUCUCAAUGCUCAUCGCCGUUCCGAUGUACGACCGCUACUUCGUACCGUUCAUGCGCCAGAGAACUGGGAAUCCCCGAGGAAUCACGCUUCUCCAAAGGCUUGGAAUCGGAUUCGUCAUCCAAAUUUUCGCCAUAGCCAUUGCCUAUGCGGUCGAAGUUCGCAGAACGCACAUCAUAAAAAUGCACCACAUUGCAGGGCCUAAGGAAAUUGUCCCCAUGAGCAUAUUCUGGUUAAUUCCUCAGUACGUUCUGAUAGGGAUAGCUGAUGUUUUCAAUGCGAUUGGACUCUUGGAGUUUUUCUAUGAUCAAUCACCGGAAGAUAUGCAAAGUUUAGGGACAACUUUCUUCACCAGUGGGAUAGGAGUUGGGAAUUUCUUGAACAGUUUCUUGGUGACAAUGGUGGACAAGAUUACUGGGAGAAAUGGAAGGACAAGCUGGAUUGCGAAUAACUUGAAUAACUGUCACUUGGAUUACUAUUAUGGGUUCCUUUUCGUUAUAUCUACGCUCAACCUUGGAGUAUUUCUGUGGGCUUCAAGUAAGUACAUUUACAAGAAGGAGUUGAAUGAAGAAAAGGAGGGUUGUGUACUUGAGAUUGAGCACAAACCAAAAACCUUUGACACGUCUCCUUUUGGUUUACAAGUGUGACAAAAAUAACUAAAUAAAUAAAAAUAAAAAACUUAACAGAAAGUUUCAGUUAGACCUUUUGUACUCUUUUUUUAUGUUAUUAUUACGAGAUGCUUAAAAUAGGACGUACGUGUUUAGUUGCUCUUUUUUAUUUUUAGGUAUUUCCUAAUCUCCUGAUCUGAAGUAAGAUU